UAAAUGAUUGCUAGUUACCACGACCAAAACAACUUCAUCAGCUGAGAAACUGUGGCAAAGAAAGAUUCGCUUCCACCAAAUAUGGGACAGCAGCGAGAAUGCAUUGUCGUCAAUAUGCGUUCAGCGAUAGUGCUAAUUAUCGUAUUCGUGCUUACCGGCAUAAGAAAUAGUGAAACAGCCAGUGGGGGCAAUCAAAUGGAUCUAACGGAUGUAAAGAGUGAUCAACGGAAGGACAACAGCAAUGCUGGCAACAACAAUAAUAACGACAAUGAAGUCUUCGUACCUGCGCUGGCCAACAUGGCUAGCAAAUCAUCAUCUGCUAUCGACAGCAGCAAUAACAACAAUAAUAACAACAAUAGCAAUAGCACCACGAACAUGCUGUGCCCCCAGGACAAGGAAACGCAAUGCGAACGGCUGCAGUUCCCAUGCAUACGUUGCACUUAUAAUUUCAAUUGCCUGUACGGUCGCGAUGUGAACAUCACCUGCGAGGCUGUUAGCAAUGUGCAGUGUCAGGGCGAGCGCUCGUUCCAGCGGCAAAUGAACUGUCGCUAUUGCUACCAAACGGAGAAGUGGCAGCAGAACUGUGAGCAGCACGCCAAUUGCAAUUCAGCUGCGGAUAAGUAUUAUCGCACCAACUGCACGGUGCAUCAGGAUGUGCUGUGCCUGGGCAGUCGUUCGUUUACGCGAAAUUUGCGCUGCAACUGGACGCAAGGAUACCGCUGGAUCACGGCACUACUGAUCAGUCUGACUUUGGGAGGCUUUGGCGCCGAUCGCUUCUACUUGGGCCACUGGCAGGAAGGCAUUGGCAAACUAUUCAGUUUUGGUGGCCUUGGUGUCUGGACCAUCAUCGAUGUGCUCCUUAUAUCUAUGCACUACUUGGGCCCCGCCGAUGGCUCACUCUACAUUUAGAUCCAUUCGGAUUGUUGUGUCCAUGUGUAUUGAUCAGGAUGCGUUUCAUAAUUUUGCGCAUUAAACAUUUUGUAUAAUGCUUCAUUACUGAGCUAACUGACGAGAAACUCAUCGGAGGAAUAAGAGUAAAAGAGAGUAAAAUGUGGAAUUUAUAAAAAAUGAUGUAAAGCUGAAAAUUAAGUCUUAAGUUAACCAUUAGAAAAAUAUUCCUAAGUCAAUGUACGAAACACAUGUUCAUAUGUUGUUAUUCACCUAGAUAAGAAACAAUUAAGUAUAAUAUUUUUGAAAUAUCUGGUUAAGAUACUGGGUUCAAAAAUUGUACAUACGCAUGUUAGAAAUAAGAACAGGGAGGUAACAUUGUGUUCAGCAUGUCUUAUUGGAUAAUAAAAAAGAAAAUCGCCUUGUAUAACCAAUCUCGGUAAAAA
Messenger RNA from Drosophila grimshawi, 1334 nucleotides. It is a transcript of the gene amx, whose product is annotated as TM2 domain-containing protein almondex. NCBI's taxonomy places the organism in Eukaryota, Metazoa, Arthropoda, Insecta, Diptera, Drosophilidae. Bases 82 to 909 code for a protein of 275 amino acids. The record is from RefSeq and is a predicted model, not a curated record. The transcript has a single exon.